Tribolium madens (black flour beetle) is the source of this 1007-nucleotide messenger RNA. RefSeq names its product pre-mRNA-splicing factor ISY1 homolog. Gene Ontology annotation, cellular component: catalytic step 2 spliceosome; Prp19 complex; post-spliceosomal complex. The coding region runs from base 158 to 973 and encodes 271 amino acids. The record is from RefSeq and is a predicted model, not a curated record. Gene Ontology annotation, biological process: mRNA 3'-splice site recognition; generation of catalytic spliceosome for second transesterification step. NCBI's taxonomy places the organism in Eukaryota, Metazoa, Arthropoda, Insecta, Coleoptera, Tenebrionidae. The transcript is spliced from 6 exons.
CAACUGAGUUUGACACAUUUCGUAAACAAAUUAACCUCAAACAAAACGUUGUGUUUCAUUCAAAUGCUUUUUUAUUUGUUUUAUUAAAGUAAUAUUUCCUUAAGUUUUAAAAACUACAAUUUAGUUCGAUUUAAUAUUAGUAAUUAGAUAACUUGAAAUGGCCCGAAACGCGGAAAAGGCUAUGACCACCUUGGCCCGUUGGCGCGCCGCUCAACUCGGCGAAAUCGACAAGCAGAAGCGGCGACGCCCCCACUUGGCCUCCGAAUGCAAAAGUCUCUACGCGUGCGAGAAAUGGCGAAUGCAAAUAAUCCGAGAAAUCGCGAAAAAAGUCGCCCAGAUCCAGAACGCCGGUCUUGGCGAAUUCCGCAUCCGCGAUCUCAACGACGAAAUCAACAAACUCUUGCGCGAAAAGCGCCACUGGGAGGACCAGAUAAAGGAUUUGGGAGGUCCGGACUACCAGCGAACCGGGCCCCGGAUGUUGGAUCAUGAGGGAAAAGAGGUGCCUGGAAAUCGGGGCUACAAGUACUUCGGGGCGGCUAAAGAACUGCCAGGAGUCCGGGAAUUGUUUGAGCAAGAGCCACCGCCUCCGCCUCGGAAGACAAGGGCGGAGAUGAUGAAAGAUAUCGAUGCGGACUACUACGGGUAUAUGGACGACGAUGAUGGUAUACUCAUACCUUUGGAGAUGGUGGCUGAAAAAACAUCGAUUCAGAAGGCUAUUGCUGAAUGGAAAGAGAAAAAGGAGCGGCAAUUGGCACAAGAUGAAGAUGAAGAAAUGCCCGAAGAGGAGCACAUUUACGCCGUCGAGGAUUCUGAUGAUGAAGAUGUUGAGAAGAAGAAAGCUGAAGGGGAUCAGAAAUUCAUAGCUCACGUACCUGUGCCAAGUCAGCAGGAGGUGGAGCAGGCUUUAUUGAGGAGACGGAAACAGGAAUUGUUGGAAAAAUACGGCGUGCAGGAACAAAACCAAUCAUUAUGAUCUAAUUAAAUAAACACUUACCCUAUUUUAAUUA